CACCGACGCUCACUCAUACGCUGUCACGCUGCUCGCUCCCUCUCUUCUUCUCUGCUUUUCCCCUUUCCUUUUCUUACGACACGCUACGGUACUACGCCACUAGGCACUAGCAGCCGAGCGCCUAAACAGCAUUUCGAGGGGCGCUUGGAAAGGACACGACCGAUGAAGGGCUUCGUCACCAUCUCCACCUCAUCGCCGGCCAAGCGGAGGUGGCGCCCGCCCGCCGCCGUGGUGCUCGUCCUCGUCUUCUUCUCUCUCCUCGUUCCCCUCGACUUCCUCUUCGGCCUCCACCGACGCUUCCCCGCCGGUUACUCGAGUGAUGAUCGCCCACCUUCGGAAAUCGCCUUUCGGCACUUGGGUCAUCUGGAUGGUUUCAAUAGUUUCCCGCAGGGCGAAACUUCAAAGAUCAAGAAACUCGUUAGAAGAUUUGGAUCCUCUCUAUCAAAGAAUGCUAGCGGGAAUCCUAGGUCCAAACAAGGUGAAAUCUUCAAUAAUAAGCCUAUCAGUAAUUCCAAUCAGCAGCUGGCUGUGGUAAGGAAAGUUCUUCCUGUGCCAUCAGAUUCACUUUCAAUCUCAAUUAUGAAGCUGGGUGGAACAGAUGGCAAGAAAAGCAAUACCAAAGAUCAAAAAGUUGAGGAAGUCAGAAAUUUUUGCCAGCUUGAAUUAGGAAGCUAUUGUCUUUGGUCCAUUGAAAAUAAAAAAGUAAUGAAGGAUUCAAUGGUGAGGAAACUCAAAGACCAGCUUUUUGUUGCCAGAGCUUACUAUCCAAGUCUAGUAAAACUCCAUGGGCAGCAGAACUUGUCUUAUGACCUGAAGCAGAACAUACAGGAACAUGAACACAUGCUUAGUGAUGCCAUUAUAGAUGCCGAUCUUCCACGUUCUGUGAAAAAGAAUAUACACAAGAUGAAGCUGACAAUUGCAAAGGUCAAAGCAUGUGCUGUUGACUGCAACAAUGUUCACAAAAAACUUAGCCAAAUAGUUGAUCUUACUGAAGAUGAAGCUAAUUUUCAUAUGAAGCAAAGUGCAUUUCUCUACCACCUUGGUGUUCAAACCAUGCCAAAAAGUUUUCAUUGCUUGUCUAUGAGAUUGACAGUGGAGUCUUUUAAACUUUCAACAGGUUUCAAGAAUUCUCAUUCUAAUAAACUUGAAGUCCCCAAAGUUAUGCACUAUGUAAUUUUCUCAAAAAAUAUGAUUGCUGCAGCAGUUACUAUAAAUUCAACAGUGAUGAACUCUGAGGUCAACCAAAAUAUGGUUUUUCAUGUUGUCACAGAUGCACAGAAUUACUAUGCAAUGAAGCUUUGGUUCGCAAGAAAUUCUUAUAGAGAUGCAGAAAUCAUUGUCAUCAAUCUAGAGCAACUGAAUCUUGGAGACCAUAAUAGUGGCCUCUCAAAGCUGUCAUUCUCAGAGGAAUUCCGUGUUUCCUUGUAUAAAACUAGUCAACUAGAAAUGAAUACUGAAUACAUUACAACUUUUGGUCAUUCUCACUUUCUUCUUCCAGAAAUUUUCAAGAAUCUGAAGAAGGUGAUUGUUUUGGAUGAUGAUGUAGUUGUUCAACGUGAUUUAUCAUCAUUGUGGAAUCUUAAUUUGGAAGGAAAAGUAAAUGCUGCGGUUGAGUCCUGUAGGCUGAGACUAGGUCAGCUGAAAAUGCAUUUGGGAAAAAACAGCUAUGAUCCCAACUCUUGUAUUUGGAUGUCAGGACUCAAUGUUAUUGAUUUGGAGAAAUGGAGGGAGCAUAAUGUUACAGAUGCAUACUUCCAACACCUAACAAGUAUUGAAACAAAGAACGAAGCAACUUUGAGAGCUGCAGUUCUUCCUAUAAGCUUCCUUGUGUUUCAGAAUCUUGUAUACCCACUUGAUGAAAAGUGGUCAUUUCCGGGGCUUGGUCACAACUAUGACAUCAAUGCGGAUGCUAUGAAUAAUGCUAUAUCAUUGCAUUACAAUGGCUAUAUGAAACCAUGGCUUGAUCUUGGUAUACCAAAGUACAAAGAGUACUGGAAGAAAUUUCUGACAAAUGAUGAAAGGUUCAUGGAUGAAUGCAAUGUGAACCUGUAGCUGAUAUAGCAUGACUUAUUGGAAGUUUUUGAAUGUUCAAAAAGAGAAGGCCAUCCAUGGCAAGAUGUCUAAUUUAACUUACUGUUUGCUAUCUGAUAUUGUAAUCCUCUAUUUGAUAAAUCUUUGCAUAGCAAUCACUUGGGUUAGAUGAAGACCGCAAAAUUUUUGAAAUUCAAGGCAAUCAGAAGUUAGCUUUAUUGAGCAGUUAAUCAAUAGUUGGAAUUAAGGUUGCAGUUGCUAUGUUGGAUGAUUUGGAAGGAGCAACUGUUAGAAGACAAAAGAUGCGCACAUGGUUCUUUGUAAACAUUUAUCCUUUUGGAAGUUAAUUUUUCAUCCUCUUUUUCUUUCCA
This is a messenger RNA of Zingiber officinale, 2402 nucleotides long. Its product is annotated as probable galacturonosyltransferase 7. Gene Ontology annotation, molecular function: polygalacturonate 4-alpha-galacturonosyltransferase activity. The record is from RefSeq and is a predicted model, not a curated record. Bases 163 to 2052 code for a protein of 629 amino acids. The transcript has 10 exons. Lineage: Eukaryota; Viridiplantae; Streptophyta; Magnoliopsida; Zingiberales; Zingiberaceae.